This is a messenger RNA of Suillus fuscotomentosus, 360 nucleotides long. RefSeq lists its product as uncharacterized. Lineage: Eukaryota; Fungi; Basidiomycota; Agaricomycetes; Boletales; Suillaceae. The record is from RefSeq and is a predicted model, not a curated record. The transcript has 2 exons. The annotation marks the transcript as partial.
GACAAGUGUUUCGAGAACCAAACACUGCAUAAUUGUGACGAACUCUUGUACAUUGACCUUUGUCAAGCCAUGAACACUGGAGAUAUCGGUCAUGUCGAAGCAUCAUUUCUCCCUUGGAUUCAUAUGUUCAAAGCUACCGGAAAGCAUAAAUAUGCAUCACAGAUGUUAAGGUUCCUGAUGAACCUUCAACUCAAUUAUCCAGUGGCUUUGAGUAAUAUAGUGUGGAUGAACUUACUAUAUAACCCAACCGGCAAGCCAUUUGCUUUUUGUGCAGUUGACUGGGUUGUUGAGCACAACAAUUUGUAUACAAAGGUUAGUGAACGUAAUGGUCAAUGUCAAGAAACUAAAAGUAAUGAUUGA